GGCGGAAACCAGCGACAGCUCCCAUGCUGUUACUGUCAGUGAUGAAGACCGAGCGGCUAUAACGACGAAGAACAGCCCGGUUAUUCAUUUCAUUUAGGGGCAUCCGUUAAACGGCCACGCCGCUUCUUGUGUCAUUAUACGGCCACCGAUGUUAAUUCAGUGCCCCGAUAUGGAAAAAGAAUUCAGAGAUGCAAGUUAACAUUUUGAAAGCUUUAUGGAAACAAGCUCCAUUCAUAUGAGCAGGGUUUGCGGAAUGCCGCUUGACGAGACUCCCCUUUUUGAGCCGUCUCUGCUCAGUGAGCUAGACUGGAGCAGCAACUCCGUCUCUUUCUUCCCUCCUAUCUCCCCGUCCAGUCCAGGCCAAGGCCUGGUGCUCAGGCCCCUCUGCACAGCAGACUUCAACAGAGGAUUCUACAAGGUUUUAUCCCAACUCACCCUGGCCGGGGAUGUCACUCCAGAGCAAUUCAUUAGAAAUUUUGAACAUAUGAAGAAGACGGGAGACUACUAUGUUGUGGUGGUGGAAGACACAAAUAUUGGACAAAUUGUUGCAACAGCCACACUGAUCACAGAACACAAAUUCAUCCAUUCCUGCGCUAAGAGAGGCCGGGUGGAGGAGGUAGUAGUCAGUGACGUCUGCAGAGGGAAGCAGCUUGGGAAACUGUUAGUUUCGACCCUUACUCUUCUCAGCAAGAAGCUGGAUUGUUACAAAAUCACACUGGAAUGUGCUCCCAACAAUGUGGCUUUCUACCAGAAGUUUGGCUACUCUGCCUCAGAUGAGACCUACAUGCAGUGUCGGUUCUUCCAUUGAGGCCAGAGACACUUU
Lampris incognitus (smalleye Pacific opah) is the source of this 823-nucleotide messenger RNA. It is a transcript of the gene gnpnat1, whose product is annotated as glucosamine-phosphate N-acetyltransferase 1. NCBI's taxonomy places the organism in Eukaryota, Metazoa, Chordata, Actinopteri, Lampriformes, Lampridae. Gene Ontology annotation, molecular function: monosaccharide binding; glucosamine 6-phosphate N-acetyltransferase activity. Gene Ontology annotation, biological process: UDP-N-acetylglucosamine biosynthetic process. Gene Ontology annotation, cellular component: endoplasmic reticulum-Golgi intermediate compartment; endoplasmic reticulum; Golgi apparatus. The record is from RefSeq and is a predicted model, not a curated record. The transcript has 7 exons. The coding region runs from base 215 to 808 and encodes 197 amino acids.